Molecule: messenger RNA, 13173 nt
Organism: Chelmon rostratus (copperband butterflyfish)
Lineage: Eukaryota; Metazoa; Chordata; Actinopteri; Chaetodontiformes; Chaetodontidae
Gene: bsna
Product: bassoon presynaptic cytomatrix protein a
Exons: 15
Coding region: 1-13173 (4390 amino acids)
Biological process (GO): protein localization to synapse; presynaptic active zone assembly
Cellular component (GO): GABA-ergic synapse; glutamatergic synapse; cytoskeleton of presynaptic active zone
Molecular function (GO): structural constituent of presynaptic active zone; metal ion binding
Source: RefSeq, a predicted model, not a curated record
AUGGGGAAUGAAGCGAGCAUGGAGGGCGGCGGGCAGCCCGGUGAGCCGGGAGCCGCCGGGAUGAUGGGGUCGGUGAUGCCCGGAGGACCCGCAGCGGGACCGGGGGCAGGACAGCACAUGAAGCCGGUCAACGGAACCGCCGCCGGUGGAGGGAUGGGGAUCGGAGGCCCCGGGAUGGGAAUGACGAGAAAACACGAGCAUCUGAUGUCCGGAGCUGACAUGAGGAGAGCUGUCCGCGGUGCUGAGGCGCUCAGCCGCGACGGCUCAUCCGAACAGAAAAGGGGUCCUAUGGGUCCAAUGGGGAGCCCCAAGCCUGGCAUGCAACAAGGAGGAAUGGGAGGAAUAGGAGGAGGUGGAAUGGGAGGAAUAGGAGGAGGUGGAAUGGGAGGAAUAGGAGGAGGAGGGAUCGGUGGGAUGGGAGGUAUGGGAGGUGGAAUGGGUGGAGGCGGAAUUGGAGGAGGCAUGGGCACUGGUGGAGGAAUAGGGUCCCGAGCUGGCGAGCCCUACCGCCUGGCUACUCAUGAGAGCCCAAUCUCCCCCCGCCAUGUGCAGUCAAGCCAGGGGCCUGGCGUGGGGCAGACCGCAGGGUCAGGCCACGGGAUGGGUCACGGUCCUGGCAUGGGAGGCCAUGGAGGUCAAAGUCCUGGUCAACACGCCUCCCGUCGAAACCUUCAAGUCGACUUCAGUGGUUCAGGCGGCUCAAGGACGGGCCGUUCUCCCUCGGUGUCUCCUGACCGCGGCGUGACGCCCACCUCGCCCUACUCUGUGCCGCAGAUCGCACCAAUGCCGAGCAGCAAACUGUGCCCAGUGUGCACCACCACAGAGCUGUCCAACCCACCGGCCGUACCCAACUACAACACCUGCACCCAGUGUAAGGCCACCGUCUGUAACCAGUGCGGAUUCAACCCAAACCCGCACCUCACUGAGGUCCAGGAGUGGCUGUGUCUCAAUUGUCAGAUGCAGAGAGCUCUUGGCAUUGAUAUGACCACGCCUCGCUCUAAGAGCCAACAGCAGAUUCACUCUCCGUCACACCAAGCCAAGCCCAUCGUCCAGCCUCAGCAGCCCGCACCUCAGCCAAUACAGCCAACACCGCCGGCAGCAGCAGCACAGCCCAAGCCUUUGGCACAGAGUCAGCCUACCCAGCGGCAGCAGCAGCAGCCUCAGUCUCAGCCCUACGGCCAGACUCAACCCUACUCCCAGUCCCAGCCAUACUCCCAUUCCCAGCAGUAUCCCCAGUCUCAGCCCCAGUCGUACCCUGUGUCCCAGCCAGGGUCCCAGACUCAGCCUCAUACCUCCCCAGGCUUGCAGAGACACCCAGGCCCUGGCGGCCCCCAGACUCAGACAGGGCCCUUUCAGCAGGGCAUGAGGUCUGACCCAUACUCCCAGAGAGGUCCUGGAGCUCCAGGGGGUGUCGGAGGUCCAGCAGGAGGCCCCAACCAGCCCGGGGGUCCACGUAUUCCCCACCCUGGCGCUGUGCCUCUUCCUGGCCUCACCAAGGCUCCCUCCCAGCCCGAUUUGGGUCGUGGUUCUCCGAUGCACCAGUCUAUGGCACGGCACACUGACCAGACCAGAAGCGCCGGUUCCUCCCCAGCCCACAGACCUCAGAGUCAGGCCCCUCCUCCCGCCCAGGACGGCCUGACCAAACUGUUUGGCUUUGGGGCAUCACUGCUCAAUCAGGCUAGUACCCUGAUAAAUGUUGACCCUCUACCCACUGCCUCCACCCAGCCAAGCCCUGCACGAGGCAAGGUGGUGUUCAGUAAUGCAACUCCUGAAAACAGGCAGCAACAACAAGGGGCCCCUGGCACCAAGCCAUUUGGUAUGGGGGGCCCUCAUGUUCCAACUCAAGCGGGUGGCCCUCAUGCGCCGAGCCAGAUGGGGGGUCCUCAUGCACUGAGCCAGAUGGGUGGUCCUCAUGCGCCUAGCCAGAUGGGGGGUCCUCAUGCACCGAGCCAGAUGGGCGGUCCUCAUGUGCCGAGCCAGAUGGGGGGUCCUCAUGCUCCGAGCCAGAUGGGCGGUCCUCAUGCCCCGAGCCAAAUGGGGGGUCCUCAUGCGCUGAGCCAAAUGGGUGGACCGCAUGCGCCAACCCAGAAGCAGCAGACCAUGCCCCAUCAACAAGGAUUGCCACAUCAGCCGUCACCCACGCAUCAUCAAAAAGGGCAGCAAGGACAACAACAUCAGCAGACACCUCCUCAUCUGCAGAAAGCACCACAAAAGCAGGAGCCAAUGACGGCUCCUGUUCCUGCUCCAGAGCCUGUGAAGCCUAAAGUGAACUGUCCGCUUUGUAAAACAGAGCUGAACAUCGGCAGCUCUGACCCGCCCAACUACAACACCUGUACGCAGUGUCACAGCCAAGUGUGUAACCUGUGUGGCUUCAACCCCACGCCACAUCUGGUGGAGAAGAAAGAGUGGUUAUGUCUCAACUGCCAGACCCAGCGGCUGAUGUCCGGAGGUGGUCUCGAUGAUACUCCACUUCCUGUUCCGCAUCCAUCUCCCAAGCACCAGCCAAUGGGCUCGCCCCGUCACCAGGCACCGACCAGUCAGCAAAGCCCUGUCCACAAACCCACUGGACAGCAGGGUCCCAGGCCAGUCCAGUCCCAGACGCAGAAACCACACGCGGGAACUGGAGGUAGCGGACCAUACACACCCACUGCUGCCAAACAGCCAACCGACGCCAAGACCACGACACCAGCUACGGCACCAGUACCAACCGCAGAGACCCAGAAACAGCCAAAACCCACAGAGGAGAAGCUCAAGACCGAGCAUGAGGCUGAGAACCAAACUGCCAAAGAGACCAAACCCUCCCAGAAGAAAGGAGAGCAGAUCACGCCAAUCAAGGACAUCAAGAAGUCCAGGCACUAUGACGACACAAAAAACAACAGCACCCAUGACUUGUCACGCAGCCCUCAGAGCCUCAGUGACACUGGCUACUCCUCUGAUGGCAUCUCCAGCUCCCAUAGUGAAAUCACGGGUCUAAUUCAAGAAGAGGAGAUGAAGCUGAGUGAGAGGGGUAUCAGUGGGCGGGGCUCCCCACCGAGUCCUUCUGAAAUUACCAAGUUAGAAAGCUCCAUGAGGCCUUUGCUGGAGAAGAGUCUCUCUGAAGAGAAGGCGGACAGAAGGGGGAGGAAGCACCGAGACAGAGACUUGGAUGACAGAGGAAAGCAACGUCCACGCUCCCUGUCAAUCCCACCAGAUGCAUAUGACUCCGACGAGGAACUAGAAGACAUACUGGAGGAGGAAGAGGAUGGAGGAGACUGGGAGGGUAAACGGAAGGAAGGGAAAGAGGAGAAGAAGGAAAAGAAAAAGAGGGAAAAAGAUGUCGAGCCCACAGAGAUGACAGAUGAGGAGUUUAUGAGGAGGCAAAUAAUGGAGAUGAGCGCUGAUGAAGAAAAUGAGGAGGAGGAGGAGGAAGAGAUGGAGGAAGAAGAGGACGAGGAAGACGAAGGAUAUGGCUACCAGAAACCCAAGAAAAGCCACCAUAAGCACAUCAUCUCUGACUCAGGGAAAGAAAAGAGACGUCUUCAGCACCACUCCAGCAGUUUUGAGGAGGAAACUAAGAGCUCCACUGAUGUUUACAAAGGCUCAGUGGAGGAGGGUGAAGAAGAUCUGAUGGCGUCACAAGGAGGCCUGAGGCGCUUCAAAACUAUCGAACUCAAUAACACCAAUAGCUACAGCCGAGACAUGGAGCUGUCCUCUGAAAAUGACUUGAGUCUUGAUCGGGAACCAGAGCUAGAGAUGGAGAGCCUGACAGGAUCUCCUGAGGAGCGUUCUCGGGGGGACUACUCCUCCACUCUGCCAGCCACUUCAUCCUCAUAUGGCUCAGGCCAGUCUCCUACUUCCAUCUCAUCAAUGGAGGAGGACAGUGACAGUAGCCCCAGCAGGAGGCAAAGGCUAGAAGAGGCCAAGCAGCAGAGGAAAGCCCGCCACCGCUCCCACGGCCCUCUCCUUCCCACCAUUGAAGACUCUUCAGAAGAGGACGAGCUGAGAGAGGAGGAGGAACUUCUGAGAGAGCAAGAGAAGAUGAGGGAGGUGGAACAACAGAGAAUUAGGAGCACAGCACGGAAGACUAAGAGGGAUAAGGAGGAGCUCAGGGCUCAGAGGCGCAGAGAGAGGUCCAAGACACCCCCUAGCAAUCUCUCACCUAUUGAAGAUGCUUCUCCAACAGAAGAGCUGAGACAAGCUGCAGAAAUGGAAGAGCUGCAUCGUUCUUCUGCCUCUGAAUAUUCCCCUCAGAGUCUGGACUCAGAGGCUGAGGGAUACGAGUCCAAACUUUACAAGUCAGGCAGUGAGUACAACCUGCCUACCUUCAUGUCUCUCUACUCACCAGUAGAGAAAUCAUCAAGUACAACAACCACCACAGCCCCAUCUUCAACUUCCAAGCCACUAAAGAGCGCCGAGGAAGUUUAUGAGGAGAUGAUGAGGAAGGCAGAGAUGCUUCAAAAACAACAGAAGCAACAGCAGCAACAGCAGCAACAUGGGAGACAUGGGCAGUACUAUGAGGAGGAUGUUAAUGGACAAGGUUAUGAUGACGAUUAUGAAUAUGAACAAGAUCAAACAGGAUAUGACAAUGAGGCAGUGGAGCAAGAAACAGAUAUUUAUGAGGAGAUCCGACAAACAUCUCAGAACAUCACCAAGAUGCAGCAGGCCACAGAUGAGCAAGUAGAGAUUGAGAUUGAGAGCUCCUACCCAGACAAACAGCUCCUAGACACAGGCUCAGCCUUUGCUAAGCUACUGGAGCAAAGCAAUGCCCUCCUAACUCCAGGGACCAGCCCCACCCAGAUCUCAGCUCCUGUCUCCUUUGCUGAGACUGGAGGGCGGAUUCCUGAUGUCCGAGUAACACAGCACUUCUCUGCAAAGGACGGGCACAAAGACAGGAUCAAAAGCCAAGCAGGAAAGAAUGGAAUAACUCCAACGGUGUCUGCCACAACCAUUGCAGCUUAUGGAGUUUAUGCCAGAGAUGCAGUGACUAUUUCUCAGACUAGUUCAAGCCACACUAUGACGUCGACUCAGUCUGCUAUAUAUGGCCGACACACAGGAAGUCCUGCCACAUCCUCGGCCACAGUCUCAAGUGUAUGCAGCAAGAUUGCAGAGAUAACACAGGCCUACAGUCAAAGAGAAGUGAUCACCAGAAGGGUAGGAGACACCAGAGGUGUCCAAGUGCGAGACAGUUCAACAUCUUCUACUGAGAGAAUUAUUGAGCCACGUUCUCCCAAAUAUACUACAUAUUACAGGAGUACCAGUCCUCCUCUUUCUCCUUCACCACCACCACAGAGUCCCACCCGUUCACCUUCCAGAAGGGCUACAGCUGAGUUCUCAACACAGACUUUCAGUUCAGCAUUACGAAUGGAGUCUGGCUCUGGGCCUACAUCUCCAGUCAUGGCUCAGGGAACCCAAACAUCACAUCGAUCGGUUUCCCCACGGCUCUAUCGACAGCAGUCUUCCCAGGAUGCCCCAUACUCCCCACCACCAAGCCCAGCUAGGCCAAUGACAGUCAACACUGCUACUUCUCCCCUGUCCUCACCCACCCGAUUUAGUCGGCAAUCAACAUUUGAUACUUACUCCCCAUGUGGCAGCCCUCCAGACACACCGCCCUACCAACAGUCUCCUACACACAGCUUCUACAGAACACAAAGAGUGGAGAAGGUAAAUGUGGGAACAAGUAUGGUCACCACGGCCGGCACCUACACCAGAGGGUCUAUGUCAAUGGAUAACAUCUCCCUCUGUCGAAUAUCUACAGUCCCAGGCACUUCUAGGGUAGAGCAGGGCCAUAUGAUCCAUGGUGGAAGUGUUGUGGACCUCAGAACAGUCAACAAACCAGCUCCUAUUAUCAUGACUGACCAGGGAAUGGAUCUCACCUCCUUGGCCACAGAAAGCAGGAAAUACCAUGGGGGAUCAGAGGGUAGCCGACAUUCAACAAUUGUACAGCCACUAAUUAUGAACCUUAACACCCAGGAAACCACCACACCAACCACUGUGAGUGUCACUGUGGCUGCUUCCAUGUUCAUGACCCAGCCCAAACAGCCAACAGUCUAUGGUGAUCCAAAUCAAAACCGAGUGGAUCUGGGUCAAGGCAUGGGUUCAGCUGUGUGUCUUUCCCAGAACAAACCACCUAUUUCACCUCCAACUGAUCCAUCAAUACCAAAAAUUGAUGCCAAACUGGAAGACCUCAGUGUCCAACAGAGAGAGCUACAAAAACAACAAGAGAAGCUGCAGAAGCAACAAGAGCUCCUUGAACAGCAGUUGCAACAGCACCAUCAAAUGCAGCACCAGCAGCAACAGGCGUCUGCUUUGGCCAGGUACAACCUUACUGGCCAGAUCUCACCUUUACUGAAAAAAGACUUGCUAGUCAGCCAGACUAGCACUGCCUCAGCUGUGGUCAGUGCAGUAUCACCAGUUAUUAACCCUGAGAUGUAUGGCACUGGUCCCAUUGAGCUGAAAGGGAAGCCCAGUCCUCCUGGUUUGAUGUCAGGAGGUAAAUCACCACAUAGCAUGGUAGUACAGAUGGAUGGAGGGCCAGAGCAGGCCAGAGCAGUGACUCAGCUGGUGAAGGUAGAGGAGGGACAGGAUGCUAUGGAUCUGACAGGAGGCCAAAUUAAACCUGACCAACCAGCUUGCUGUGAUGUUGUUUACCGACUUCCAUUUGGUGGAAGUUGUGUUGGUGGUUCUGAGAAAGAGGGCAUAAGGCCUCCAUCUGCCCCACCCCUCACUUAUGAGUCUGACCAAGAAAGACCUAGAAGUUACCAUGAGUAUCCAAUGGAUGCACGUAAGGCCUACACAUUACCUUUCCCUGGUAGACUCCAGCCUUCGAUGUCUGAUACAAACCUAGCUGAAGCUGGACUACAAUCCUACCAUUCUAAACUAGAACCACACAUCCAAGCCUCAGGAGAACUUGCCAUAGAUCUAACUGCUAUGAAACAGGGCUAUGGAGGAUAUAUAGGAAUGCAGUAUGGUUCCUAUACAGAUUUAAGGCAUGGAGGAGAUAUAACAGCCCAAACACUGCCUAUAAGGAGAUAUAAUUCCUUAUCUAACAUUAGUUCAGACUACGGUUACUCUGCUCGUGACAUUGCUAACUUCCAAGAAGCUAACUUGGCUCAGUACAGUGCUACAACUGCUAGGGAGAUCAGCCGAAUGUGUGCAGCACUCAAUUCCAUGGAUCGGUAUGGAAGCAACCCGGACUUGAUGCAGUUUGGUAGUUUGGGCAGAGGAACUGGGCCUGCAGCCUCCAGACUUGUAGCAGGUCUUGGCAUGAGACAAAACCUCCUCUUUGGACUAGAUGGGAAGACAAUCUCUCACAGUCAAGCGCUAACCAACCUUAUCAAUGCUAGGCAGGCCAGUCUCAGAGCCAUGUACCCUGCUGCUAUCAGGUCCUCUGAUGGAAUGAUCUACUCUACCAUUCAGACCCCAAUCGCUUCUACACUACCCAUCACAACCCAGCCUGCCUCUGUUCUUCGCCCGCUACUGAGGGGGGUCUACAGGCCAUACCCCUCUGCCAACAUGACACCCGUGCCCCUAUCCAGUCUCAGCAGAUUACCAAUGAGCCCCAGAAUGCCCCUGUCUGGGCAAGGUCCAGUUCGUUAUCCAGCACCAGGUCUUCUCCAGACAACAUCUACCACUGCCACUACUGAUGGUGCUGCAACAACUUCUGUGCCAGUUGGUGCCCCAGUGUCUGUUUCUAUGGCAACUACUAGCUCUACAGUCCAGGAUGAACCUGUUUACCUUGGUAAAGGUGCCACAGUGUCCUCCUCAUCAGCAGAGGCAACCUCAGUACAAGGAACAGUUGCCGUACCAAUGGAGCCACAGCAGCAGCCGAUAAACCUGUCCCAGGCACACCUGAACAGUCAACAACAACAACAGCAACAGGUGACAACUGCUCAGCAGCCACAACAACCUCCAGCGGCCCAUGCCUACCCACCUUCAGCUCCUGGUGGGGGCCCCUCUGCCCCAACCAGUGGCUUACCCAUUCCAGGUGGUCUUCCUCCCUUCCCUCCACCAGGUGCCAUACACAAGGAGGGUGAAACAGAGGCAGAGAGGUUGCAUCGGCAGCAGGAGCAACUCCUGCAGAUGGAGAGGGAGCGCGUGGAGCUGGAGAAACUUCGCCAGCUGCGCCUGCAGGAGGAGCUGGAACGGGAAAGGAUAGAGCUGAAGCUGCACAGGGAGAAGGAGCAGAUACUGGUGCAGAGAGAGUUACAGGAGCUGCAGAACAUCAAGGAACAGGUUCUACAGCAACAGCAACAGGAACGCGAGAAACAACUUGUUCUCCAGAGGGAGCAGCUGGCUCAGCAGAAGUCCCAGCUAGACCAGAUCCAGUCUCUGCAGCAGCAGCUCCAGCAGCAGCUUGUAGAGCAGAGGAGACAGAAAACAGUAGCUCAGAGCAUGCAGGUGGAUGUGAACGGACAGCCCAUGCACUCUCAGAUGGGCUCCCGUUCCCUCCCCAACUCUUCAUCAGAGAUGUGUCUGAGGACCCAGGAGGAGCACAUGGAGACCAGGACCAACAUGAGGAAACACAGUUCAAUGACCAGGCUGAGCAGGGACAGCUUGGACAGCGAUGGCGUGGUGUUUUAUGGCUCCCCCCGCAGGAUCGUAGACAGCUGUGUGCAGACAGACGAUGAAGACGGGGAGGAGAGGUACAUGAUGCGUCAUCGCACCAGAAGGCGUGGUCGCAGUGUUGACUGCUCCGUCCAGACAGAUGACGACGAGGACAAGGCUGAGAUAGAGCAGCCGGUCCGCCGAAGACGUUCCCGUUUCUCCCGGCACUCCGAGUCCAGUGCUGCUGGCAGCAGCACAGCCGCCACGACCUCCGCAGCUACUGACACCAAAACCGACACUCCCAAGAUGGUAUCCUCCAGUAUCGCCAUCCAGACCAUCAGGGAAAUGUCUUGCCAGACAGAAGUGGAGCAUCUAGGACGAGUUUCCCCAGCAAUCCAUGUGACAGUGCCAGACCCAAAUAAAGUAGAGAUUGUGCACUACAUCUCUGGACCUGAGCGGACCAAAAAAGGACAAUCUCUAGCAUGCCAGACUGAUCCAGAAGCCCAGUCACAGGGUGUUGUAGCUCCCCAGCUCAGUGUGCCAACCACGGUCAGUCCAUAUUCUUCCUCUACCAGCGCCGGAACGCAACAAUCCGGCUCUGUUGACCUUCUGACCCAGCAGCGGCAGCAGCAGCAUAUUGCAGCAAACGCAGCCAAGUUUGAGCGACGACGCCCCGACCCGCUCGACAUCAACUACCAGCCUCACAACCACCUGCACAACGAGUCCAUCUCCAGCAUCAUCCGGCAGCAGCAGACAGCCCCCAAAUCCCCACAAGUCCUCUACUCUCCUGUCUCCCCAGUGUCCCCUCACCGCCUGCUGGAGAAUUCUCUGUCCAGUGAAAGGCUAAACAAGGCCCAUGUCACGCCUCAGCAGAAGUCCUACACGGCCGAGUCCCCCCAGCGACACCCCUCUGUGCCCCGGCCCAUCAAGAGCACUCAAAGGUCCAUGUCAGACCCCAAGCCCCUCAGCCCCACCACGGACGAGCACACCAAGGCCAGGCUGUCCCUCUAUCAACAGCAAGCACUCCAGAGCCAGCUGGCAGCCCUACAGCAGAGCUCACUGCUCCGUAAGGUCAAGCGAACCCUGCCCAGCCCUCCUCCGGAAGAGACUACUUCAGCUCACCUGCCCAUGAUGACACCCGCCCUCCAACAGGUCUACCUGCCUUCCGUGCCCAGCCUCAAGCCCAGCUCCAGGUCUGGCCUGGCUGCCAAAGCCAGCCUCCUCAAAGACCUCACUCACGAGUUGAAGGCCGUGGAGCAAGAGUCGACUAAGCUGAGAAAGCAGCAAGCUGAGCUGGAGGAAGAAGAGAAAGAGAUUGAUGCUAAACUGAGAUACUUAGAGCUGGGGAUCCAUCAAAGGAAAGAGACACUGGUCAAGGAGAGGGAGAGGAGGGAUAUUGCAUACCUGAGGUGUAUGGGGGACACUAGGGACUAUAUGUCUGAUAGUGAGUUGAAUAACCUACGUUUAGCAGCUGCAGCUGCAUCACAUGAGACCAAUGGGCUACUGUCAACAAGGCCAAGCACCGCACCUCUUAGCCAGUUUACCAGCGAUCUCAAUACAGCAGCCCAGUACCCACCCACCUCAUCCUUCCUCUCCUGUCAAUACCCCCAGAACCAACCAACAGCACCAACUCAGCAAUCAAGUCUGCCAUACCAGUCUUCGACAUUCAACCAGCCUCCCUAUCCAACAGUGUCUCAGUCCCAGGCACUGCCACAGCCCACGCCCCUCCAGAGCCAUGUCCCCCCUCCUGGACCUUCUUACCAGUCUCAAACCUCCUAUCCUUCCCACUCCUACCCCCAAACUCAGCCCCCAUACCCCCAGACAGACAUGGGGUUACCAGCUGCACCUCAGCCUCAGCCCCAGCCGGGGCAUACAGGUUUUGGGCCUGCACCUCCUGGUCAGCCCCCAUACCCCACCCACAGCUCACCCUAUCCCAGCGCUGUGUCCUCCUACCCCAGCCAGACCACCCCAUACCCUGGGCAACCCCAAGCUGAUAUCCUGACAGUCCACCCAGGAAGACCAAGGCAGACUUCUCUAGCCGAUCUGGAGCACAAGAUGCCCACCAACUAUGAGACAAUUAGCAACCCCACAGUGGUGGUCACAACCACAGCCCAGGAUGCUACCUAUUCAAGUGCAGCCCCCUCUUAUGGCCAGUACACUGGAUCAACAACCAUGGCCAGCUCCUAUGGGCCCUAUGGUUCAGCACCAGUGUCCAGCAGCUACGGUGGGUACUCUGCCAUGCCACCCAGCACUUAUGGCCAGUAUACUUCAACCUCAGCUAGUUCAUAUGGCCAGUACACUACAACUACAGCUAAUACUUAUGGCUACACCACCACCACAGCCAGCUCUUAUGGACAGUACACAUCUACCGUUUCCAAUGCCUAUGGGCACUCUGUAGACAGUCCCUCCACCUACAGCACUGCAGAUGGGAUGUAUGGGGCUCCUGGCUUAGAACAAAACAUCCCAAGAAACUACAUGAUGAUCGACGAUGUAAGUGAGCUGACGGCAAAAGACGGGCUGGGCACGACGACAGGGGACAUGAUGCAUCAUGGCGGCAGUGGGCGUUACCCGGGCGACAUCCACGGCCACAGCACCAUUGGCAGCACGACGCGUGGGGGAACUGGCAGCUCCUCGUACGGCAGGGCACCUGAAGAGGAAGCCGCGAUGCAGGAAGAGCUGUACGACCACCACGGCAGGGGUAAGAGCAGCUACAGGCACGGACCUCUAGGGGGCAGCAGCAGCAGCGUGAGCGCUAGCAUGGGUGGGGGAUCCCCCUAUUACUAUGACUACGACUACAAACAUGGCAGCAUCCGCUCCGGGGUACAGAAACCUCCGUCAUCCGCCAGAAGCCUUCUGGCUCCUGCUGUCAUGUCGUCCAAGCGCAGCAAGCACAGGAAACUGGGGAGUAUGGAGCAAAAAAUCUCCAAGUUUUCCCCCAUUGAGGAGGCUCGGGAUGUGGAGGCAGACCUGGCCUCCUAUUCCUCAGCAACAGGUGGGGUGUAUGCCUCCUCUCACAUUCGAGGGCGCCAGCUGAUCGAGGAUUACGGCUUUAAGAGGAGUGCUUACGACAGCGGCAGUGGCACUACCACCCACGGUAGUCGAUACUACGGUUCAACAGUGGAGGAGGACGAUCGGAUUUAUUACACCUCCACCGGCCGCUCCCGUUCCACCGGCUACGGCAUGGACAAGAUCUCAGCCAGGGACUACCCUGGGUAUCGCAGCCGAUCCUAUGAGAGGGAUGACCGCUCCUACAGAUCUGGCUACACCCGUGGGCGUCACCCAACCCGCCAGUACUCUGAAGAGGAGAGCCCGCUCAGUCCCCUGGGGAGGUUCAUGGGUUCUGGUCGAUCGUCAAGCUUAGGUCCCGACCCAUACGACAGUCGCAGCAGUAGAUAUCAUUACUAUUACGGCCAGUAUGGUUCCAGCCACUCACUGCCAGAUGUACAAGACCACAUACGGGACCUUCCGCGGACACAUGUCUACAAAUCGGAUGAUACAUACAUUAUAGACGAUUAUCAUUGCGCUGUGUCAGACAGCGAAGCCUACCAUCUGGGCCAAGAAGAAACUGACUGGUUUGAGAAGCCUCGCUCCAGUUCUCGACACUACGGCGGCAGCCACUCAUCUGGAAGGAGCCGGCACAGUGUCAAACACACCUACCAUGAUUACGAUGAGCCCCCCGAAGAGGACCUGUGGCCCCAGGAUGAAUACGGCCAUGGAGGGCGACACACUUCAUCCCGUGACCACCGGCACCAUGGCAGCUCAGGCCGACAUUCAUCCUCCUCACGGCAUUCAGAUGAGCCAAGGUCCUCAAGGUCAUCUAAGGGGCACCUGAAAGACCCGUCAAUGCGCCAUGACCCUUCAGGACGAUCCUCAUCUUCAGGAAGGCGUGGCGACUCAAGAUCUGGAGGGUACCACUCUACCGACUACUCCCGCGAUCCGUCCGGGCACCACCACGGCCAGCGCUCCUCCAGACAGGGGGACCCACACCGCUCCUCACGCAGCAAGUCCCAGCAGCCAGUGGACAUGCAGGGCCAACCACCAGGCUCCUCCAGAUCUGGCAGUAGCUCUGCCCGUGCUCAGGGCCCCGCUGGUGGGCCCACGGGAUCAGGACGACAGAGUGGUCCAGGUCCCCAGACAGACGGGGCUCCAGGACAGAGGACCCAGCUCCAACAACAGGCCCAGACAUCAGCGGCCAGGCCGGGACAGCCCGGUGCCGCAGCGGUCACCGGCCCUCAGCAGCAGCCCGCAGCCCAAGGACAAGGUAUGGGCAUGGGCAUGGGCAUGGGGCAGGGCCAGGCCAAGCCGGGCCAGAUGGGACCAGCAGGUGGACCUAUGGGCCAAGCCAGACAGACAGGUCCAGCAGGAACCACACCACCCACUAUGGCCAAGAUCGACACACCACCGGCAACAGCUAUUGGAGCUAAGGCAGCGCCUGUCAUGGCCACAAAAGCCGCCCAGCCCCCGCUCACAGGCAUAGGCUCCAAGGCAGCUCCUAGGCCAGGAGGUAUUGGAAGUGCAGCAGCAGGUCAGCCUGGUAUGGAGGGAGACAGCAUGCUGUCCAAGAUCCUGCCUGGAGGAGCCGCUGAGCAGGCCGGCAAACUGGGAGAAGCUAUCACCGGCUUUGGCAAGAAGUUCACCUCUUUCUUCUGA